This is a messenger RNA of Salvia splendens (bonfire salvia), 1925 nucleotides long. RefSeq names its product geranylgeranyl transferase type-2 subunit beta 1-like. Gene Ontology annotation, biological process: protein geranylgeranylation. Gene Ontology annotation, molecular function: Rab geranylgeranyltransferase activity. The transcript is spliced from 10 exons. Lineage: Eukaryota; Viridiplantae; Streptophyta; Magnoliopsida; Lamiales; Lamiaceae. The record is from RefSeq and is a predicted model, not a curated record. The coding region runs from base 905 to 1846 and encodes 313 amino acids. Gene Ontology annotation, cellular component: Rab-protein geranylgeranyltransferase complex.
AAGCUGAAUUCCUUCGUAAUAUAUCACCAAUUGGAAUGACAUCAUACGGAAGCAUCGGUCGUUGUGGCGUUGAACAAUAGGAACAGUGAUGUUUUAUUUGUUUGUUUGAGGGACACGACCGUCCCCUUCCUCUACCGCCUUCGUUUCAAUCGGAUGACGUCGCGAGCCAGCUCCGGAGCUCGAGCCACUUGCAUUGUUUCCCACGUACUGGAUUACGACCUUUUUGUCGCACCGCUACAGUUGCCGCCGCCGCCACUUGACAAGUAUAUUGGCCACCCGCCGUGUGCUUCGUCCUUUUCGAGCUCAAGCUCAUGCUGGAUUGGGUGUCACCCGCCGAGUUGUCCAUAUACCGAACCAUAUUCCAAGUAUUGACAUACUUGAAGGCCCUCACGCCGAUGUCUGUUGGAAGAUCAUCAUAGCCGACUUUAGAAUGUCGGCUUCAUCCGCUCUUCUUUGGUACCAUUGUUCUUCAUUCCUGUAGACGCCGCAUAAUUUUUUGAAGUCUUUGUCCACCGGCUCGAAAUGACUGCGGAGCAUCUUCAAACUGCGGCGGUGAGUUCCUCUUGGCCGAGCGUUGUUGUAGUUUUCAAGCACCCUCGCCCAAAAAACAUUCUGGAUUUGUUGGGUGCCAACGAUUAGAUGACGACCCACACUUCGAACAAUUUCUCCGUCUCGGCCAGAGUGUAGGGAUGACGGGCACCGACCUUGUAUUGGCCACCGAUCUUUGAAUUUUCCUCCAGUUGGUCCUCCUUGAUUUGGGACAACGAUUGCGUCGACCCAUAAGACCCGUGCUGAAAAUGUGACAUGGAGGAUCAGUAGAUUUCCUCAGUUGGAGGACGCGCCUUUGGUAGGCGAGCGUCGACGAGCCUUGGGUGUUAGAAAUUUUGUCGACCCAUAAGACCCAAUGGGGGAGCUCAUGGUUGAAAAACAUAUCAAAUAUAUCGUAUCAAUUGAAAAGAAAAAGGAUGAUUUUGCGUCUGUGGCUAUGGAGCACCUGAGGUUGAAUGGCGCUUAUUGGGGAUUGACUACUCUGGAUGUUUUAGGAAAGCUUGAUGCAGUGGAUCAGGAUGAGGCCGUUUCUUGGAUCAUGGAAUGUCAGGAUCAAUCUGGUGGUUUUGGUGGUAAUAUAGGGCAUGAUCCUCACCUGCUCUACACAUUAAGUGCCAUUCAGGUUUUAACACUAUUUGACAAGAUAGAUGUUCUUGAUAUUGAGAAGGUUGCCAAUUAUAUUGCAAGCUUACAGAAUGCAGAUGGAUCAUUUUCCGGUGACAUUUGGGGUGAAGUGGAUACCAGGUUUUCGUAUAUUGCAAUAUGCUCUCUCGCAUUACUACAGCGUUUGGAUAAAAUAAAUGUAGAAAAAGCUGUAGCGUACAUUGUAAGUUGCAAGAAUUUAGAUGGUGGAUUUGGAUGCACACCUGGAGCAGAAUCUCAUGCAGGACAAAUUUUCUGUUGUGUGGGAGCUCUUGCUAUCACUGGUUCUCUAGAUCAUGUUGACAAGGAUCUUCUUGGAUGGUGGUUAUGUGAACGACAAGUAAAAUCCGGAGGUUUAAACGGACGCCCUGAGAAGCUUCCCGAUGUAUGCUACUCGUGGUGGGUUCUUAGUAGUUUGAUUAUGAUUGAUAGAGUUCACUGGAUUGACAAGAAGAAGCUCGCUGAUUUCAUCUUGGAUUGCCAGGAUAAAGAGAACGGUGGAAUCUCAGACAGAUCCGAUGAUGCUGUCGAUGUCUUCCACACCUAUUUUGGUGUUGCUGGUCUUUCGCUUCUUGAAUAUCCCGAACUCAAAGCUAUAGAUCCAGCUUAUGCAUUGCCCGUGGAUGUUGUAAACAAAAUUUUCCUCACCACCUGAAAACUCUAGUUGAUCAAUAGAUUUGUAGUGCUACAUAUGCUUCUCUUUGGCUAUAUAUGAAUUAUUGACUACUCAGAAA